AGCUGUUUGAAGAGCGUUUGGUGGAGCCACAACACUUUUAUUCCGCCGAUGGAUCCACCUUGUAAUCAGUGAGAUUUUCUCAUAAUAAGUGAGAUUUUAUGUACAAUUUAACCGAAGCUGUUUUGUAGAAAUUCAAUUGUGUCUGUGUUUGUCUUGUGUCUUUUUCUCUUCCUUUUUGUUUUAUUUUCUCUUCUGGGCAACAAUUAUGGUGGAACCAAAACUGAUUGAUAUCAAAAGCUCAUCGACAGCUGAAGAUAAAUCUGAAGCGGUGGAGGAAAGUCCGUGUGAUCGGUGGUUAAAAAGACGAGAACCAGUAAGUGUUCAAGAAACGUUGGAUGAGAAAGUGAAGGAGUUUGAAAGAUUCAACGAAAUGCUCUGCGAGGAAUCAGAAAAGGAGCUUAAAUCGAUUCGGCAUAAACAUCUUGUGGCCACUUUGAAGAGAUUACAGUCUUACAAGGAAGAAUACGACCAACUGUUCACUGGGAUUAACCGACACGAAAAUGAAACGGAAUCGAAAGGUCGUAGCUAUCAGGAUAAACUGAGCGAGAUCGAGAAGACAGUUAAACAGGCGGUGGAAGAGGCGAAAAAAGCAAACAGUGUUCCAAUUGAUCAGUUUAACUCGACAGUUGAUGUAAAUUGCAAUGUCGAGGUUCCGUCUAAGGUUGAAGAUGUUGGCCAGAAAAUGAACGAACCCAUCGCCACGGACUCAGUAACUGAUGCAAAAACUAAUUCCACCGAAUCCAGUGAUCUCAAAGGCUCAGCCGAAGCUGAAACAUUCAGUGCAUAUGUGAAACUACAAAGAUUUUGCAUUGACUUUGAAAACUCUUUGCAAAAUUUUAACAAUGAUAUCAAAUUGAAAAAUUAUCGAAAUGAUUUGAAACUAUUCAUCCGAACUCUCAUCAACACCAUCGCGAAAAACUCUGUUGAAGAUUCGACAAAAGCCAGCCAAUUGAAUCGAUUGUUUAGUAAACAAUCAGUUAAUUAUCAGAAUUGUCAUCUUGACUGUAAUUCACACCCUGAUGCUCUUAAUUUUUGCUUCAGUUUUGCUGCUCAGACUUCAGUUGCGGCGGUGAUUAAACAAGCCUCAUCCGGCAAUCCAGCAGCAACCGCUUUUCCUACCGGCGCUUUCAUCGGAAUGAUCUGGUCUAAAUAUCCUACUUUCGGUAAACUUUUCCUUGGUUUACUUCAAGAAAAAUGUCCCUUUGUGAUCCCUUAUUAUCCGAAGAGAGAGAAUGAUGAAAGUGAAACGGAUCAUUUAAUCACCAGUGGCUAUUGCAUUUCCAAGGAUGGAACUCUUGAACCCGAAGACUCAUAUUUGAAACGAAUGAAAUCCAUGAUUGGAAUCUACGGAAUAAUAUUACAAUCGAACAUAAAAAAUCACCCUCGAGGUAUUAAAUAUGCGUGGAAUUGGUUAGCGAGUGUUUUGAGACUCCCUCCUCAGCCUUUAAUCACUGCCGGGGUUUUACUCGCCUUUCUACAAACCACCUCAUUUAAAUUGUAUAAUAUUUAUGGAAAACAAUUUGUAAAACUGUUGAAUUUCAUCGAAACCAUUUACACACCGAUGAUCGCUUCUUCUACCGGCAAAGAGGUUACAAGACAAACUCUGGUCAGUUUGGAAGUGUUUGUCAAAGAAUCAAUCGAUAAGUCAAGAAGAUUCAAUUGUCUAGAUGAACCUUUAGGACUAAUUCGAGUUGUUCCGGAAAACUUUUAAUUUCAGAAUUUGGUCGUUUCUUGUCUCCAUCAUUUUCAUCUUUCCAACGGCCAUCUUUGAAUCUCUCUUUCUCUCUCUCUCUCUCGCUCGAUAUUAUUUCAGAACAAAUCAAAACAUAAUUCAAAUUUUAAUGUAAAUAUAUUAAUGUAAUACUUUCUGAUGAUCUUCAGUCUAGUUUAUGAUAUGUUAUGUUUUUUUUUGUUUUCGUUGAUUAUAAUUGGUCUGAGAUCAAUUGAUUCAUUUGAAAUUGAAAUUAUAUAAAUGAUGAGUUCACAAGA
This is a messenger RNA of Panonychus citri (citrus red mite), 1989 nucleotides long. It is a transcript of the gene Gle1, whose product is annotated as mRNA export factor Gle1-like. Gene Ontology annotation, biological process: poly(A)+ mRNA export from nucleus; regulation of translational termination; regulation of translational initiation. Gene Ontology annotation, cellular component: cytoplasm; nuclear pore; nuclear pore cytoplasmic filaments. Gene Ontology annotation, molecular function: inositol hexakisphosphate binding; translation initiation factor binding; phospholipid binding. The record is from RefSeq and is a predicted model, not a curated record. NCBI's taxonomy places the organism in Eukaryota, Metazoa, Arthropoda, Arachnida, Trombidiformes, Tetranychidae.